AUGCUUGGCCUUGGGCUUGCGCUGCCCCUGUUGGCAGUCGCAAAUUCCGCAAUUGUGUCCGCCAAUGUAGUGCCUGGUGCAUUUAUUUUCGAAUUUUCGGACAACGAGGACAGAGCUCCGGCUCUCGAAUCUGUUCGUAAGAAUGGCAACGUUCGAAUGAAUUUCGACUUUCAUUUGUUCAAGGGUGUAUCUGUCCAGCUGCAUGAUCUUGAAAAAGCUCAUAAUGUGGUCGGCCAACUGGCGCGUAUGCCUUGCGUCAAGAGGUGGUGGCCCGUCACUUUGCACGAAGUUCCUGACGUUGAAGUCGACUGGAAUGGCAACCCCAGCAUGGGAAAUAAUCUUCAAGCCCGGGACGCUUCAAAUCGUGCCCCCGUUUCGAGCCAUGUCAUGACACAAAUUGACAAGUUGCAUGCCAAGGGCUUCAAUGGCACGGGGGUCAAUGUAGCCAUUAUUGACACUGGAGUCGACUACAAGCACCCUUCGUUAGGCGGCUGCUUCGGAAAGGGAUGCCUGGUUGCAAAUGGUUACGACUUCGUUGGUAACAACUUCACGGGUGCCAACACCCCAGUUCCAAGCAAUGAUCCGAUGGAUUGCACAGGUCACGGCACACAUGUUGCUGGUAUUGUGGCUGCCAAUGACAAGAAACUAGGCUUUGUGGGCGGCGCUCCGGGAGUCACCCUUCACGCUUACCGUGUAUUUGGCUGCAAUGGCUCUACCACAGCCGAUGCUCUCAUUGCAGCUUUGAACCGCGCAUAUCAAGACGGAGCACAUAUCAUCAGCGUGUCUAUAGGUGGGCCGAAUGGCUGGAAAGAAAAUUCCUGGGGCAUGGCUGCAAGUCGCAUCGUCGCUAAAGGCACUGUUGUUGUAAUGUCUGCUGGGAAUCAAGGCACAAAUGGCGUUUUCUAUGGCAGUUCUGGUGCUGUUGGCGAAGGUGUAAGCGCAGUCGCUUCGUACGCCAAUGUUGUCACCCCAGUAUUGAUGUACUAUGGCAAUUUCACCGUUGACAAUGGUCAACCCCAGCAAUUCAGCUACGCCCUCGGAACGCCUGACCGGUUUGAUUCGUCGCUGCCUCUCUGGAUCAGCACGUUCAACACUUCCGUGAAAGGAGACUUGUGCAGAUCGCUCCCCAAGUCUACGCCUGAUUUGUCUAAUUAUACCGUACUCAUUCGCUUUGGUGGUUGUGCACCAGACCGUCAGGCCAAUAACGCCGCCAAGGCGGGUGCCAAGUAUAUCUUGUUCUAUCAAGACAAUGACGACCACCCCUUCUUUAUCAACAUUCAGAGCAGGAUUUCUAAGAAUGUCAGUGGGUUAGGCUUUGUUCACAAGAAACUCGGAGAGGAGUGGAUAAAGAAUCUUGCGGCGCGCAAGAAUGUCACUGUCAAGUUGGGGUCAAAAGCAGACGAGAAAUUCGAGCUCAACAACUUUCCCAACAACAAGACCGGUGGAACGCUCAACAUCUUUACCAGCUGGGGUCCUACGUGGAAUAUAGAUGUGAAGCCACAGUUUGGCGCGCCUGGUGGCCAGAUUCUUUCCACAUGGCCAAGGCGGAAAGGGAGCUACGCCGUGGCCAGUGGCACUUCCAUGGCAGCGCCGCUCACCGCUGCCAUGUACGCGCUUCUCAUGCAGAUUCGCGGCCGAAACAGCCCUGCGAUGCUACAGAACUUGCUCUCCGCCAACGCAAACCCCCAGUUAUCCUAUGAUGGGGAUCGCUUCCUCGGUCAACUUGCUCCUGUGGUCCAGCAAGGCGGUGGUAUUAUUCAGGUCUACGACGCUGCCUUUGCCACCACUCUCCUUGAGCCGUCUAGUCUGUCAUUCAACGAGACGACAUACUUCGCCAAGAGCAAGAACUUUACUCUUACCAACCAGAAUAACCGGUCGAUCACCUACCAAAUCUCCUAUGUGCCCGCCCUAACCACAAUUACCCUCAAGAAAAAUGGCAAUGGUACUGUUAACCCCUACCCUGGUGAAUUCAGCAAGGACUCCGCGACCCUCAAGUUCAGCGACGACAGCAUCACCAUCGAAAAAGGCCACAGUGCCACCAUCGAAGUCAUCGCCACGCCCCCCAACCUCGAUGCCAACCGGCUUCCCCUAUGGUCGGGCUACAUUCGCAUCAAUGGAACAGACGGCUCGUCCCUAUCCCUCCCGUACCUAGGUCUUUUGGGCUCUCUGCGCAACCACACAGUCCUGGAUCCGAAGGGAUCGUACAUCGCCAACGCCGGGGACAAGGACUUUAAACCUGUCGCCCCCAAUACCGUCUUCACGGUUCCCCGUCCCGGCAGAUCUGGCAACUUGACAAUACCUGCAAUCGUGAUUACUCCUUUCCUAGGCAUUCGUGAGCUACAAUUCCACAUUGUUAACGCCUCAGGUAACGGGACAAGUGCCAGCUCCAUCGGACAACUGCAGGGUUCUCCGGCGAAUUAUAACUCGCGCGCAAAGGAUGGCCUCCGUUGGAAUGGCCAAUUCAGCGAUGGACACUUUGCGCCUGAGGGAAGCUACAAGGUUCUUGUGAAGGCUUUGCGGCUGUGGGGUGAUAAGGCGAACAAGACGGAUUGGGAUGAGGCUGUUACGCCGCCUUUUGUUCUCAAGUAUGCUUAA
This is a messenger RNA of Pochonia chlamydosporia 170, 2595 nucleotides long. Its product is annotated as minor extracellular protease vpr. The transcript is spliced from 3 exons. Gene Ontology annotation, molecular function: tripeptidyl-peptidase activity; serine-type endopeptidase activity. NCBI's taxonomy places the organism in Eukaryota, Fungi, Ascomycota, Sordariomycetes, Hypocreales, Clavicipitaceae. Gene Ontology annotation, biological process: proteolysis. The coding region runs from base 1 to 2595 and encodes 864 amino acids. The record is from RefSeq and is a predicted model, not a curated record. Gene Ontology annotation, cellular component: cell wall; membrane; cytosol.